Mytilus trossulus (common blue mussel) is the source of this 1642-nucleotide messenger RNA. RefSeq names its product solute carrier family 22 member 4-like. Gene Ontology annotation, molecular function: transmembrane transporter activity. The transcript has 9 exons. Gene Ontology annotation, cellular component: membrane. Gene Ontology annotation, biological process: transmembrane transport. Lineage: Eukaryota; Metazoa; Mollusca; Bivalvia; Mytilida; Mytilidae. The record is from RefSeq and is a predicted model, not a curated record. The coding region runs from base 89 to 1636 and encodes 515 amino acids.
CUAGACUCUUACCAUGGUCAUUAUCUAACCUGAACAUCUCAUAAAUAUAUAUUGAAGGGCUUUCAUCUCGAUAAGAAGCAGUACAGUUAUGUCCGCCGUAGAACUAAGUUCCUUUCUAGAAGAAACAUUAGUGAAAUGUGGGGGCUUUGGAGUUUUCCAGCUUUUAGUGGUGGGCAGUCUUUCUCUUGGAGAAAUAUCUACUGCCUGGAGUAUUCUUAUGAUGACCUUUGGAGGAGCAAUACCAAACUGGUCAUGUGAAUGGGGGAACCAGACUUCAAACAUUGUGCAUAUAAACGGUACACAAGAGCAAACCUGUAGCCCACCUAGUAAUCAUAGCGAUUUGAGCUGUCUACGUAAAGUUUUCGAUCCAUCUCUUAAUACUAUUGUAAGCGAGUUCUAUCUUGUUUGUGAUCUGGAUUAUAUUACUCAAACUAUAACAACGAUUCAAAUGGGAGGUUUACUUGUGGGUAGUUUGGCAGCAGGACAGUUUGGUGAUAGAUUUGGCAGAAAACCGACAUUCUUUUUGUCAUUGCUUGUUUUAAUAGUUUCAAAUCUCAUCGCAGCUUUUUCAGUUAAUUGGCAAAUGUUUGCCGUUAUGCGAUUUUUUAUUGGAAUUGGAUGUGGUAUAUAUUUAACGGUGCAUCUAACAUACAAGAUAGAAUUUGUUACCGGGAAAUAUAGACCUAUGCUUUUGGCUAUUCCAAUAUGGUCAAUAUUUGCUGCCAGUUACGGAGGAGUUUCGUAUCUUAUCCAUGAUUGGUUUUAUUUACACAUAGCUACAGCUGCUGUGACAUUUCCUCUGCUAUUCACAUGGUGGUUGAUACCGGAGAGCUUCCGAUGGUUAGUCGCUAACGAUCAAGUCGAGAAAGCAGAAGAGGUUAUCAGAAAGAUCGCCAAAUUUAACGGAAAUCCAUUUCCAGACACAUCCAGACUAAAGAUGCUUGUGAAAUCUUUGCCUCAAGACAAUACCAAUUACACUUAUUUUGAUGUAUUGAAGAAUCCAGAUUUACUAAAGAGGAGUAUGUUACUGGCUGUGGGAUGGAUUUCAUGCGGUUAUACAUAUUAUGCCAUAUCGUUCGGUGUCCAGCAGCUGUCCGGAAGUUUGUAUCUGAAUAUGUUUUUACUAAGUAUCGUAGAAGUACCGUCCUUAUUGUUAGCUUGGUUUUUUAAUCACUGUAUUGGACGUAAGUGGACAACUUUCAUGUUCUUUCUAUUUGUUGCUGCUACUGGUACCAGCGUAGGAGUCGUACAAAUUAUUGCUACACAAUAUAAGUUUGGUUUAAUAAAUGGUUUUGCUUUGGCGUCCAAGCUAGGCGUUGGAGCAGGCUGGGCAUGUCUCAUGCUCCUCACUACAGAAUCAUAUCCAACAGUUGUCAGAAACAUAGGUUAUGGUAUACAGAAUACAGUUGCACGUAUUGGUGCAAUGGUUGCACCCCAGAUAGUCUAUGUGAGUCAAAGUACAACUGGAGUAAUGUAUUUCCUGUGUGGUGGUUUGAUGCUGUUGUCUGCAGUUUGUGUUGCCUGUGUUCCCGAUACCAAAGAGAGAGUUUUGAGUGAUACUAUGGAAACGAGUAAACAAAAACAUGCUGUUAAUGGAAAGGACAACGAAGCAUUUGAGAAAUCAUCUUAUCUGUGAAAUGAG